Soboliphyme baturini is the source of this 492-nucleotide messenger RNA. Lineage: Eukaryota; Metazoa; Nematoda; Enoplea; Dioctophymatida; Soboliphymatidae. The record is from the annotation of a GenBank genome assembly.
AUGAAAAUCAAAAAUUGUGAGCCACAAGGUGAAGAGACGAGCAUUCAACAGCUGUUCACGUGGAGUUCUCCCGUUUCCAAAAGACCUCGUGCAGAAAGUAGCGAGGAUGUGAUAUCGUUUUUGAAAAAACCGAAGCAGUCAGAUCCAGCCAUCCAUAACACAGCUUCUUUGCCGGAGGAAAGUCUCAGCGUUCUGUCGAACACUGAGGAACAGGUCGAUGUUAUGGAUGAAAAUGGUGUUAAGAAGAUGAUCCUUAACUUUGAGAAAAAGAUUCUGAAAAAUCAAGAAAUGCGCAUCAAGUUCCCUGACCAGCCUACAAAGUUCAUGGAUUCUGAACUUGACCUGAACGUUGCCAUUCAGGAGAUGCACGCUGUUGCGACUGUACCUCACCUCUAUUAUUUACUCGUUCAGUUUAAAGCAGUGGAAAGUCUCUUGCAGCUACUGAGUCAUGAAAACUCAGACAUUUCCGUCGCCGUAGUUGACCUUCUUCAG